AAGCCCAUUGUUCUUCUCUUCCGACCUUUGAAUCUUUGAUAGAGCUUGUGCCUGAUACUUUCAAGUGAUGCUGGGAAAUUGCGCAAGGGCUUUGAGUUGCAAUAAGCUAUGAAAUGAAUUUCAUUGAGAUCCCACCUGAUGGAAGUGGCAAAUAGUUUUUAAUUCAAUUAAGUAGUCCUGGAAGAUUUGGUUUCUUCAUGAAUGUCGUUCCACCGUUCCAGUUGAUUAUUUAUUUUGAUCCUUGCUUGGAGCAUUUACAACCGUGACACCUUUUGUAUAUACAAAUUUACAGACAUUUAUAUAAUUGAUCUGAUCUUGGAUUGAUUAAUGAAGCACAUUGUGAAGAUUUUGACAUUGGUAAUGGCCAUUACUGCAUUAUGGGUUGGCCUUCUACAAACUUCUAUGAUUCCACGCAGUCAUACUUGGUUGCUACCCAUAUAUUUUGUUGUGUCCUUAGGAUGUUAUGGUCUAUUAAUGGUUGGAGUGGGUCUGAUGAAUUUUCCAACCUGUCCCCAAGAAGCUCUAUUGUUGCAGAAGGACAUUGUUGAGGCUAAGGAAUUUCUGAAACAAAAAGGAGUUGAUGUUAGUCUCAGCUGAUGUUCUCAGAUCUUCCAUGAUGUUCUGAAUUAGCUGCUGACAAUUACCUGAAUGGUAGUUGCGAAGGAUUUUUGGCUUUAACUUACACUAAAUACUAAUGUGGGAACUGCUUUCAAUUUUGGCUAAUGUACAUGAAAUGAACUGUUUAUUUCGAUCAAUGGAUUAUAUGCAUAUUGGUUGCAAAUUUUUAAUCUACAAGAACACCAGAAACUGGUAUUAAAGUCA
Messenger RNA from Cajanus cajan (pigeon pea), 822 nucleotides. It is a transcript of the gene DPMS3, whose product is annotated as dolichol-phosphate mannosyltransferase-like protein. NCBI's taxonomy places the organism in Eukaryota, Viridiplantae, Streptophyta, Magnoliopsida, Fabales, Fabaceae. The record is from RefSeq and is a predicted model, not a curated record. Gene Ontology annotation, biological process: GPI anchor biosynthetic process. Gene Ontology annotation, cellular component: endoplasmic reticulum membrane; dolichol-phosphate-mannose synthase complex.